Messenger RNA from Moneuplotes crassus, 1585 nucleotides. NCBI's taxonomy places the organism in Eukaryota, Ciliophora, Spirotrichea, Euplotida, Euplotidae. The record is from the annotation of a GenBank genome assembly.
UUUAAGGGUUUAAAAGGGUUGAGAGGUGAUAGAUGGUUGAUUUAUGAGUGUUUAUGGUGUUUUUAGUAUUGGUUAUGCUUGGAUAUCUUUAUUAUGUCAUUAAAUUUAUAAUAAAAUCAAAAACCUUGCAAUAAGUCCUUCUUACUGUACCUCUUCUCAUUACCUAUAAUUGUACUUCUUCUCACCAUUUUCAUCAUAGCUUCAGAUAACUCCUAAUUAUGACGACCCCAACACCCCAAAUCCUCAGCAAACACAAAACUAUUAUCAAAGUAAAGCCGAGCAAGAACAAGCAAGAAUCAUCUUAACUUUUAGAAUUAAACGAGAAGAAAUGUUUAUUCUCAGCCGCAAAAUCCAGAAGAUCAAAUAAGGGAUCAACUCAGAAAGGCAAUGAAGUUAAUGACUCUUGUCUGCUUAAUAAAAAGUUAGUUGCUUGAGCACAAAAUCUUAAAAAGCAUGUUUCUCACCAGAACUCAAAAGAAAGACCAAAAGUAUUCUUCUCAAGGAGACCAUCAAAGCAUCUCCAAAAGCAAAAAGACUGUUCAAAAGAGCAUCAAGACUAUCCCAACGAUCAAACAUUAACAUCAGGUAGUAAGAUAACAGGAGACACUAAGAGGACAGACACAAACAAUAUCCCCGAAGACACCCUCAACAUCACCCUCAACUCCAUCCCAGACUCCCUCAACAGUUCUGACUACUUCAAUCGUGAAAGCCUCCAAAACCUUCCAAGCCACCAAUACCUCCAAAACCGCGACCACUUCCUCCGCCCCAGCCACCCCCAAAACUCUGUUCUAAAAGCGACCAACUAUUCCGAACAAAUCCCAGCUCUUCUUCAAAAAUAAAUCGCAUUUUUAACAGCUGCAUCAGACAUAUAAAGACAGGCCUGAGCUCUCGGAGGUCAUCCAAAUCUGCUUUGGGGAUGAAAGUAUUGAGCCAGUCCCACAAAGGCAGUCGGAAUAUUGCCUUAAAAUCAAGCCUCACUUCAAAAAUUACACAAUCUUUUCAAAAGAAUUCACGCAAAAAGAAGGGAAAUAUUAAGACCAAAAGAGUAAGCCUCACAAUCUUGAGAUCUGAAGAGAAGUUAAUUAUUUUUAGAAAUCAUUUACCAAAUAAACGAGAAAUCUUGACUGAUAAACUCUCUAAUAAGCUGAAUUCUAUAUAUUUCAAAUACUACAAAUCAGGUUAUGAGCCUUAUGAUAAAGAAAAGGAGGAAAGCCAAGAGAGAUCAUCAAGCAAGAUGUUUACUCCUAAACGUUCUAAAAAGUCUAUAAAAAAGCGUAGAUCAAGCAAGAAAGUUACUAACCCAAAGCAUGCGAGUGGGAAGUUAACUUCCAAGCUUAAAAGUGUGAUAAAAACCCUGAACAAAUAUGAAAAUUCUCUCCGUAGUGAGAGCCAAUAGGGAUGAGAAGGCCUCUCAAACUUCUGGCUUUAAUAAUCUUCUAAAUUAACAAAAUUACCUUAAUUUAGUUCCCAAAUUAACAAAAUGUGGUAAGCUCUGAGAAUAGCACUCGGCUAAGCAUCUGCUUGUACAGAGUUCUGGCUGGGACGACUCAGGGAAAGGUUAUAAGAUCUUGCUUUGGGAGAGAAG